AUGCAGCGCAAACGGCGAUGGGGUGUCGCGAUCGACGCAGGUUCCUCUGGGACCCGCGUUCAUGUUUACCGAUGGGAUGCUCAGGGAGAGAUUGCAUCGAUCCCCAAAUCCAAAGCGCUCCCUCGCCUGACACCCACCAAGGUGUAUAAGAUUCACCCGGGCCUCUCAACUUUUGUCGACAAGAUUGCCGAGGUUGGCCCAGGCCAUCUUCAACCCCUCCUUGAUGCUGCAACCAAUGCCAUCCCGUUCAGUGAACGAUCCGGAACCCCCAUCUUUUUUAUGGCAACUGCAGGUAUGCGCAUGGUUGCACAGGCACAGCAAACCAGUUUAUUGCGUGAGGUUUGCAACUAUAUCCGGAAUUCCAGCCAGUUUCUUGUCAGUGAUUGUGAAACGCAUGUGCGGAUUAUCACGGGCGAGACAGAAGGAGUCUAUGGUUGGCUUGCAGCCAACUAUUUACUUGGAGGUUUGGCUAAUAAUGUCAAUGGACUGCUGAACGAUAGCCGUGAUACAUAUGGCUUCUUGGAUAUGGGAGGAGCGUCUGCUCAAAUCGUCUACGCUCCUAAUACUACAGAGACAGAAAAACAUGCCGAUGACCUGAAAUUAGUUCGCUUGCGAAACCUAGAUGGGAGUAUGAGAGAAUAUAGAGUCUUCUCUGCUUCAUUCCUGGGAUUUGGGGCGAACGUUGCGCGACAAAGAUUUGUCGAUAGCCUUAGAGAAAAGUAUAUCGCGGACGAUAGCCACGAGUUCCCCGACCCCUGCAUGCCCCAUGGCCUACGAAUUACGAUCGAAGGUGGCUCGUCAGACCUGGAGGAGACGGUUGCCGAUAGAGAUAUCCUUGUUGGCACGGGCGAUUUCCUGGAGUGUCUACGCCUAACACUUCCACUUCUUGGAAAGGACACUGUUUGCGAGGAGACUCCCUGUCUCUUCAACGGAAAGCAUGCGCCGGCUAUCGAUUUCCGAGUUAGUCGCUUCGUUGGCAUAUCUGAAUACUGGCACAUGACUCAUAAUUUCUUGAAGACGGCUGGAGCCAAGUCUUAUGAUCUAAUGACCUACCAGGAGACGGUAAUGGAAUUCUGCAACAGGGAUUGGAAUGACAUUGCGAAUGAUAUCCUACCCCGGAAGAAGGAUCCGUCUGAAAAAUUACGGAAUGCGCAAGAUGCUUGCUUCAAGGCGUCGUGGCUCAUCAACAUCCUUCAUGAGGGAGUUGGUAUUCCUCGAUUGAGAUUGGAUCCUCCAUCAGUGGCUGGGUUCAAUAUUUCCCAACAAACAGGCCGCAAGGGUACGGAAGCAGGCUUUCCGGAUUCUUUCAGGCCGCUCAAUAAAAUUGACGGAACGGAGCUUAGCUGGACUCUCGGACAGAUGCUUUUGUAUGCCUGCGGCCAGAUAAGGCCUGUCGGUGACAACCUCCCCGUUGGAUUAGGAAGGAAUCUCCCCGGUGUUCCGCUUGAUUUUGAGUAUUUGCCUGGAACUUUUCCGGACGGCCUGGACUCGGAUUCGAAGACCUACAUGACAGGAGGUCAGAUGCGCCCGAGGACAACUCUCCCAAUUCUUUGCCUCAUUGGGCUUGUCCUUGCCCUGGUACUACUUUGUCGCCGAGAAAGAAGGACGAAGAUCUAUGCGCGGCUCGUUUCGGCACCACGCCAUUAUCGCCGACGUUGCUGCCCGAGGUUAACCGGCAGGAUAUUCCCUUUCGCAAGAAAGCUGUUUGGGGAUAACCGGAACGUUUAUGAGAGGAUUCUAGAAGAAGGUGGUGCUGGAGAACAUAGCUUAUCCGAGAUAGAUACCGAUGACUCCGAGGCCUUCGGCGGGCCUCUUACGGCUAUGUCUUCUGGUCUUCUUACGCCAAAAACGACAGCGGAACGGUUUGAGGAAGCGCAUACAGGCCUGUUUCUUGGCCGUAAUGGACUAGCUGCAAGGACCGAGGGCCGGGAGAGGCUGGCCGUUCAAGCACAAAUACUGAAUAUUGGACGAAGGAGCAGGGCUGGGAGCCCAGCCAGGGCAAAACGCCAGCCAUAA
Messenger RNA from Scedosporium apiospermum, 2016 nucleotides. Its product is annotated as GDA1/CD39 family protein. The transcript is spliced from 2 exons. The record is from RefSeq and is a predicted model, not a curated record. Gene Ontology annotation, cellular component: membrane. Gene Ontology annotation, molecular function: nucleoside diphosphate phosphatase activity. NCBI's taxonomy places the organism in Eukaryota, Fungi, Ascomycota, Sordariomycetes, Microascales, Microascaceae. Bases 1 to 2016 code for a protein of 671 amino acids. Gene Ontology annotation, biological process: nucleoside diphosphate catabolic process.